AUGGCAAGCCAAUCUCCCAAUCUGUACAGCUUUUCCAAUUCGGAUGCGCUUGCGCAACAGUUGAGGACAUACGUCCUGAAGAAUCAAAACGCCGCCCUCGCCCGGCAUAACACUUUCCGAGUCGCAGUCUCCGGUGGCUCCCUGCCCACUGUUCUAGCCAAGGCUCUCCUUGCGCAAGGCAACGGAACCCCCGAAGACACCGCGCAGUUCUCCAAGUGGGAUAUCUUCUUUGCCGACGAGCGCGCCGUGCCCCUCGAUCACCAAGACAGCAACUACAAAUUACUGAAGGAUGAAUUGCUGAGCAAGAUCCCCACAGAACUGGGUGAGCCCCGUGUGCACACCAUCGAUCCCCACCACGUGAACGACAAGGACCCCCAGGAGCUCGCAGACUUGUAUCAGGAGGAACUGAUGCGCAUUUUCGCGGCCAAGGACAGCGUCAAAUUGCCCGUGUUCGAUUUGAUCCUUCUGGGCUGUGGUCCCGAUGGUCACACCUGCAGCCUGUUCCCCGGUCAUGAGCUCCUUAGGGAGAAGGACGCUUGGGUCGCGGCCAUUAGCGACUCGCCGAAGCCCCCACCAAAGCGUAUCACCCUCACCCUGCCCGUGGUCACUCACGCUGUUAGCAUCGCAUUUGUGGCUACCGGUGGUGGAAAGAAGGACAUCAUGAAGCAAAUUUUCGAUGCUGAGGAGGGAAGGGAGCUCCCUUCUUCUCUUGUCAACCAAGGUGCUGGUGAGAAGGUCAGCUGGUUCACUGACCACCCUGCUGUGGAGGAGAUGAGAGCUGUUCAUCGCACGCCGUUUCCCCAGCUGAUGACAGUAUCGACCAGCACAAAGGCAGCGGCGGGCGGUGCGCCCUCGAAUCCUGCGACCAGUAACGAAAAUGUCUCGACUCGAAGCAAAAGCUUGUUGCCAGUCCGCGAUGACAGCCGGUCGGCGAGUCCAUUGCGACCUCAGCCGCAACAGGAUGGCCGGAUUUCGCAGCGAGCGAGCAAGCCCGAACAAGACAAGCUAUCCGCUACACCCACUCUUGCGAGUCGUCGUCGAAGUCUGAUUAAACCGACUCCACUGAAGACCACUCCUUCUCCUGCGAAGCCUACUGCUGUGUCUACAACACCGAGACGAACUAGUUUUGCGCCUCCCCCACCCUCUCCAGCCAAGCAAAAUGGGCGUCCAACAUCGCCGAAGAAGACAGAAAUGCCUCCCCCGCCUCGGCCGUCGAGGUCGGCUUCUUUGCGACAGCCAGCAAGUUCGAGUUCGGGGCCUCCUACACCAAGAGGCCAUACGCGACACCGCAGUCAAGUGAUCCCUCCCGCUUCUAGUCAAGUCUCUAGGAAGACAGAUCCGCCAUCGGCACCCAGUACACCACGUUCCAGGACCCAAUUUUCGACCUACCAGCAACAACCCUCACCCAAGAAACUCGCCAAGCCUUCCAUCGCUGCCCCAUCAGCUAGUGCAUCUAUGGAGCUAGACCCCUCCUUGAUACCCUCCUCCUCGCCAGAAGUUGCCGUGUUACAAACCGAACUCUUACAGCUGAGCCUUCUGCAUCUGUCUUCACUGCGGGAGGACGCCGAAUGGAAAGCCAACGCAGAGAAACAACUACGGAUCAAGUACGAUACGGUCGCAGAAAAGUAUCGCUGCGUUGUGAAAGAGGAAAAGGAAUAUCAGCAGCGACUUAAUGGACAAGCGUUGCACUGCUGGCUCAAGAACACCAUUGAACAUAACGGCCACCAAGGGUUUGGAGUACAAAUCCGAGUCCUUUCAGAGGUUGCGCAAGAAGUCUGCGAUUUGUCCGAUAUUUCAGGAGGGAGAUUUACGUUGGCCGUGCAGGAAUUUGAAUCCUGGUUCCGAAAGGUUGAGGAGAUAAAGACCUGUCGACAUUACCAGGGAGGAUCGGACCUUGAUGUUUUUAUCGACCCUCUCGAUCGCGUCUGGAAGGAAGAAGCGCACGCUGUGACUAUGAAACUUGAAUUAUGCUCGAGACAACUGCAGAGUCUGGAUAUAAUGGGCUAUGGGGAGGUAGAACAGUUGGAAGGCUCCAGCCUUUAUCGAAUCGCAAAGGGACUAGAUGAUAUGGUGAAUUCGAUGACCGAGGAGUUGAACACCAUCCGUAAGAUUGAAGUGGACGUCGUAAGAUCGGAAAGACAGUGGGUUAGUCAGCUCAGCCAGCAGGUGGCCUCCACGAGACCGCUGGAGAAGAGGAUUCCCCGAGUUGGAAUGUGGAGAUCAUAG
Messenger RNA from Aspergillus pseudotamarii, 2226 nucleotides. RefSeq lists its product as uncharacterized. Gene Ontology annotation, molecular function: 6-phosphogluconolactonase activity. The transcript is spliced from 3 exons. The record is from RefSeq and is a predicted model, not a curated record. Gene Ontology annotation, biological process: pentose-phosphate shunt; carbohydrate metabolic process. NCBI's taxonomy places the organism in Eukaryota, Fungi, Ascomycota, Eurotiomycetes, Eurotiales, Aspergillaceae. The coding region runs from base 1 to 2226 and encodes 741 amino acids.